Messenger RNA from Capsicum annuum, 2200 nucleotides. Its product is annotated as beta-glucuronosyltransferase GlcAT14B. NCBI's taxonomy places the organism in Eukaryota, Viridiplantae, Streptophyta, Magnoliopsida, Solanales, Solanaceae. Gene Ontology annotation, molecular function: glucuronosyltransferase activity. Bases 500 to 1792 code for a protein of 430 amino acids. Gene Ontology annotation, cellular component: membrane. The transcript is spliced from 4 exons. The record is from RefSeq and is a predicted model, not a curated record.
AACUUUUUUUUUCUUUUUCAAACUUUGACUCAUAGAUUAAAAUCUAAAAUUCAUGUCUAUGUUUUUAUAAAUAUAAAAACGAGAACUUCUUUUAUCAAUUAUAAAACUAUAAAUUAAUUUCUCAAAUAAUUACUUUAAUAUUACUUAUAAUUUUUUAUAUUAUAAAAUAGAUAAUUAUUAAUUAUGUGACCAUGCUGCUUCACCCAAACGAAUCUCCUCAAAUCCCCCAAAAAAAAUAAAAAAAAAAAAAAUUCAUAUACUCCCCCUGCGCUUGCCGGCCUCCACUAUUACACCAGUUUUAAGUACAACUUCCAUUUUUCAUCUUUCCACCUAAUUACACUCCACCACUCUUUAAGCAAAUUCUUAAUUUACUUUCCCCACAUAAAGAUUACACGCACAUCUUCAAUUUUAAUUUUUCUUCAUAUUACACAACAAUAUUGAGCUUUACUGUUUCUCCACCGCUAGGGAUUUUUAUUUUUCUGUUAAUGAAAAGAUUGAAAUGAAGAAGUUGAAAACGUAUUACUUACACCUUAGACAUCCAACAACAAUUGAGCGUAAGUGGAUCUUUCCACUUGCUAUUGGUUCAAUUGUUUCCCUUUUUCUCUUGUUCUUAACAACCCUAACAUCACCAGAUGGUACUCCACUCUUACCCAUUUACCGUUACUACGCUUCUUAUUCAGCCACCAAUGCAUUUGUUGAAUCGAAGCUUAAACCUCUGCAAAUCUCUACUGUACCUCCGCCGCCUCGUUUUGCGUACCUGAUUUCGGGUUCUGCUGGGGAUGGGAAGAUGUUGAGGAGGACGUUACAAGCUCUGUAUCAUCCGAAUAAUCAGUAUGUGGUGCAUCUGGAUGCUGAAUCUUCGCCGGAAGAGCGACUCGAUCUGCAUAAUUACGUGGUGAAUGACCCGAUUUUUGGGGAGUUUAAGAAUGUUCGGAUGAUUACGAAAGCUAAUCUGGUGACGUAUAGGGGACCGACUAUGGUGGCUAAUACUCUUCAUGCUGCUGCUAUUUUGCUUAGGGAAGCUGGGGAAUGGGAUUGGUUUAUUAAUUUAAGUGCUUCUGAUUAUCCACUUGUUACUCAAGAUGAUCUGCUUCAUACAUUUUCGUAUUUGCCCCGGGAUCUUAACUUCAUUGAUCAUACAAGCAAAAUUGGAUGGAAAGAGUUUCAAAGGGCAAAGCCAAUUAUCGUUGAUCCGGGAUUGUACGCGACUCAAAAGGCGGAUGUUUUCUGGAUUACACAGAGAAGAAGUGUGCCAACUGCUUUUAAGCUGUUUACUGGGUCAGCUUGGAUGGCCCUUUCUCGCCCUUUCAUUGACUUCUGCAUAUGGGGAUGGGACAACUUGCCCAGGACUGUUCUUAUGUACUAUGCAAAUUUCAUCUCCUCGCCAGAAGGCUAUUUCCAUACUGUCAUCUGUAACGCUCAGGAGUUCCAAAACACCACGGUAAACAGUGAUCUGCACUUCAUAUCAUGGGAUAACCCUCCAAAGCAGCACCCUCAUUACCUUAUGCUUGAAGACAUGCAAAGGAUGGUUGACAGUAAUGCUCCUUUUGCUAGAAAGUUCCAUAGGGAAGAUCCGGUGCUUGACAAAAUUGACUCUGAACUCCUAUUUCGAGGUAAAGACAGGCUUGUUCCUGGUGGGUGGUGCAUUGGAAGUCGGAAGAAUGGGACAGAUCCUUGCUCUGUUGCAGGUAAUAUCACCGUCCUCAAACCUACUUCAGGGGCAAAGAGGUUGGAGAAGUUGAUAGCAUCUCUUUUGUCAAGUGAUAAUUUCCGCCCCAAACAGUGCAUAUAGCAAAAAACAUGCCUUAGAAAGUUGUUUUUCUUAAUUAUAGUCUUCAGAGGAAAGCAAGGAACAUUUUGUAUCCAAUCUGCAUUAAUAUAGAGUAUGCUCCAGCAACACAAGGGCCUGUGUAUCUGUUCUUUGUUUCCUCGCUCUGUGAAUCAGGUUGCCCUGCAUUGAAAAAGGGUGCAACACCCGCAUUUUGAACUUGUCUUUUAUUAGGAUGGAGCAUUUUGACAACGUGAGACCUUUGGAGGAGAGAAGUGUAUCAGAUUUCAUUUCCGCUUCACAUGUGAAACUUCUGUGUAGUGUGAUAUGUUCCUUUUGUUAUAGUCCGUAGAACAAGAUUAAUUGGAGUCACUUUUAUGAGGUUUGCACAUGAGUUAGUCUGGUAAAAUAUAUCUUCUAUUUUAUGUUUAA